Messenger RNA from Eurytemora carolleeae, 3181 nucleotides. RefSeq lists its product as uncharacterized. Gene Ontology annotation, biological process: positive regulation of DNA-templated transcription. Lineage: Eukaryota; Metazoa; Arthropoda; Copepoda; Calanoida; Temoridae. Gene Ontology annotation, cellular component: nucleoplasm; chromatin. The transcript is spliced from 11 exons. Gene Ontology annotation, molecular function: ubiquitin-protein transferase activity; zinc ion binding. The record is from RefSeq and is a predicted model, not a curated record. Bases 83 to 3181 code for a protein of 1032 amino acids.
UUUGACAGUUUGCGCACAUAUAUCAUUUUAAUCUGUCAAUCAAAAUUUCAGAUCUUUUUUUAGUUUCCAUUGAAAACAUCCUAUGGAUCCAUUCCAGAACAGCAAUAAUCAUGGUAAUAAACCAAGUGUAUAUGAAUCAGUGAAGGGUACCAUUCACUACCAUCCUAACAAUAUUCAAAUUCCUUCCAGGAUUCAACAUAAUGUUACCAAUAAUUUUCCUAAUGUUAAUCACCCUGGCGCACAUUCCCCGGGCGGUCUAGUUCAUCAUCGUCCCCAGUAUCAGCACCAAGAUUUAUCUUCUCACUCAAAUUAUAAUUCUCAAAAUAUACGUCCAACUUUCUCUGGACGACAUCCAAAUUCGUCCGGUAACUACAAUGCCGACCAAACAGAUAUGUCAACGCAGUACCACGGUACUGCGUUUGUGCCUCCAAAUCAAACCGUGUCUAGAAUGAGUUCCUCGUUUAUUCCGCCGGACCCAACACAACAACUAGACAUUGGAACAUUAGAUUCAAAGUGUAAGAUGUCAGGGCAGCAGCCCCGGCUCCCACCUGGCAUCUCACUGCAAAGAUCAGUUGAUCCUCCUAAUCUCCCUCCAGGAGUAUCAAUUCAGCGAUCUUCUGACAACAAGAUUGCAAAUCUGCCCAGUUCAAUUCAAGUACAGAAGUCCUCUGGUAAUAAUGCUACAGAAUCAAAUAUUAAUAGAUUGGCAGGACUCGGUAUAAAAAUAUCAAGAUCUGAAGAAGGAAACACAAGUCCCAUGGAUCGACUAUCAGGUUUGGGUGUAAGUGUAAGUGGUGGUCCUUCCCCAGUAUCCCGUUUACCCCCUGGACUCUCAAUAAGUGGGGGACCUGCUGUCAACUCUCCACGCCUCCCCCCAGGAAUUUCUGUUAGUGGCGGUAACUCUAAUGUACCCCGCCUUCCUUCUGGGAUCAACGUUAGUGGUGGAAAUCAUCUGCCAAUAAGACCAGGCGGUGGACCUGGUCCGCCCCAAACCAGACUGGGACAAGGUCCAGGGGUUACACAGAGACCUGGAGCGCUAGGUCAGCAGCAACUAAAGUUUCCUCAAAAUGGACAAAUUCAAGUAAGAGCUCAGAAUGUACCUGAUGGCUUUCAGCAGCCUCGCAACCAUAUCAGCGGAACUUCUCCUCUCCGACACCCUAUUGGUCCAGCUGGACUAAGGAGCAGACGCCCAAGUAGUACAAGUAGUUCAGGACCUUCUCCAACCAGGUCUCCAGCUCAAACUCCUCCCCCUUCUUAUCCCUCUCAGGGUACACAACUACUGGUGCAACAAGGACCUGGACAGUCCAAUCAUCCCACUCCUUCUAGUGGUGCAGAUCCUAGAUCAAGUAGCCAACCUGUUCCUAUUUCUAGUAGUCAGAGCCAAGCGCCGAAAAAUGUUCAGAUCUCUAAUUCUCAGUUGAGUCAAUACCCUAAUGUUCCUGCUCAGCAUGCUUCCCAGACCAGACCUAUCCAACAGGAGAAACAGAAAUCAGUUCCUCCAGCAGCUCCUGCUGAUUUUGAAACUAGAUACAAUCAGGAUCAAGAGUCCCAGGAAUCAGUAGAACCUAAUCGUAUUGUUAAACACCCUGAGUUAACCAAGAUCAGAGUUGAGUCUCCCGUCACUGCCUCUGAGUUUAUGUCAGAUGCACAAAUUACAGCUCCGAUGAAACCCGUUUUAGAAAAUUCAGAAAUGAAAGAGAAAUCUAUGGAAGAGGGCUCUGUUCAAACUGAGGUAUCUUCGACACCUCCUGAGCAGGAAUCUGAACUCUUUACACAGAAUGAGGGGAAACCACAGGAAACUGAAGAAGUUGACAUGAAUCCUGAAGAAAGCUCAGAAUUACCUUCAGAUAAGGGAGAAGCUGGUUUAGAGGCAGAGGCAAAAUCAACCGAAAAUGGAGAGCCUGCAGAAGUCGCAGGAGAACCAAGUAAAGUUGGAGAUGAAGGGAAAGAUCUGGAAAAUGAAGAGAAUUACAAUGAAGAGUACUUUGAGGAGGGGUACGAAGGAUAUGAUCAGGAAGAAGGAUAUGAAGAAUAUGGGGAAGUAGAAGGAUAUGAAGGCUAUGAAGAUGGAGAAUAUGAAAACUACGAAGAGGAAGAAUGGACAGAAGAGGAAGAAAAGGCUGACAAAAAUGCCUCUGAGAGUAAAAGCGGCGAUAAACCAGGGAAUGAUCCAGACGGUGCUCCUCCUACAAACGAUGAUGAUACAUCAACAAAUAAGCCAGAAACUAUACCUGAAGAAUCAGAGAACAAGGAUGACAAUGAAGAAGAAAGUGCCAAGAAUGAGGAUGAAUAUGAAGAACUGGAUGAAGAAGAAGAUUCAGCUCCUGCUCCCAGUCCCUCUAAACGCCCUGGUUCUGCUACUCCUCUGCCCAACCUUCCUCCUGGAAUAAGUAUAUCCAACCCUGGAGGAACCAUUCUUCCUCCAGGAAUAACUAUCUCAGGGUCCUCCACCCCAGCAUUACCCCCAGGAAUCAGUAUUUCUCCCUUCAAGAAACCUUCCAACAGACAAUCCACUGACGAUGAUGCACGAAGCACAUACAGCAAUGAUCGUAGCUCUGAUAUUUCUGAUUCCAAUUCGCGGAGUGCAGACAGGAAUCUUCGUGUCGGGUCAGAGACAACCUGUGUUGUGUGCAUGAACAGAUGCGCUGACCGACGACCCCGCCUGCUGACCUGCCUUCAUUCUGCAUGCUAUACCUGCUUCUUUGACAAACUGGCAGAGUCCCGCCGCGAGGAGAACUCAGCUGAUGUUGUUGACCUGGACGGGGACGGUAUUAUGAGUGUGCCGGAGGUUGUAUGUCCAAUUUGUCGUGCAACAACAACAGAGAGUGAGACGAUGGAGAACUAUUUUAUACUUGAUCAUGACGAGGAUAGGGACGAGGGGAAUGACGAUGAUUUACAGUACUGUAGCAGUUGUGAGGAGAAUGCUGUUGCAAGUUCUAAAUGUGUUGAUUGUGACGAGUUUCUGUGCAGUGAUUGUGUGCGCGCACAUCAGAGGGUAAAGAUGACGAAGGAUCAUCAGAUAACACAGGUAAAAAGUUCACAGCGUGGGAGCUCUCAUUACAAGUACUGUUCGCAGCAUCACAAUGAGCGGUUAACACUCUACUGUGAAUCCUGCGAUAUUCUUAACUGUAGGGAUUGCCAACUCUCGGAGCGACACAGGAACUGUAAAUAUAGGUAUUAA